AUGGCCAAAGUCAACUUUGAAGAUCUGUCCGGCAGCUCCACUCCUGUCACUGCAAACCCUUUCGACGGCCUGAUCAAUGCUUGCCAUGGUGACCCUAAACUGAUUCAAGAGCGGUAUGCUACACAUCGGACAACGCGGAAUGCGCAGCAACGAGAGAAAAUCCUCAGCGACGACUUCAAAGGCUGGAUCCUCGACGAGCAUCUUGUCAAGCUCGAUGGACCCAGGAAGGAUCUAUCGUACAUAGACCCUCGUCACUGUCUCGUCUUCUGGGGGAGGCCACCUCAGAGAGUCAAGACACUGGUAGAUGUCAUACAGUCCAAGCUGAAGGAUGCUGCUCCAGGUAUGCUCCCAGAAUCCUACAGGGUUCGCGCGACUCACCAUACAGAUCUCUGGCUCAUGCCUCUUGACAAUCUACAUAUGACGGUGAUGGAGGUCGCCCACUCCAAGACCGAAUCUGAGAUUACUGAUCUGAUGAAUACACUCAAAGAUCACUGCAAGUCGAUCGCAGAUCAUACUUCCUCGCAUAGAGCUAGGCUUGUCAAACCUCUUCUGAGCUACGACUCGGCGGCUCUUGCUUUGAGCUUUGUGCCGGCUGCAUGGGAGUCACCGUCAAAUGGUCGGACAGCUGAUGAUGAUCGAUACACAUAUCACCAUUUGCGCCGCGACACAUACGCUACUAUAACAGAUUCGGGGAUCCAGGUUGGCUCCAGAUAUGUUGUGCCUUCGGCUCAUCUUACGAUUGCGAGGUUCAACUCCCCCAACGUGUUCGGAGGAGAUCCGUUGGACGAGAGCGUGACUCUUGACAUCAAGAAGCGAAAACGAUGGAUCGGUGAGCUUGAAAUGAUCAAUAAGUGGCUUGAAGCGGAAUACUGGCCUCAAGAAGGACACUUGAUCAUGCCAGGGGGUGAGUGGGUUGUGGGCGAGGAAAAGGGUCUCGACUUCCGAAACGGCACUCUAUGGUACGGCGGAGGCGCAACCAUUUACCUUGGGGAGGGAUUUGUCUAUGGCGAUACACCAGCGGCAAAGAUCUCGUGA
Messenger RNA from Fonsecaea monophora, 1035 nucleotides. RefSeq lists its product as hypothetical. NCBI's taxonomy places the organism in Eukaryota, Fungi, Ascomycota, Eurotiomycetes, Chaetothyriales, Herpotrichiellaceae. The transcript is spliced from 2 exons. The record is from RefSeq and is a predicted model, not a curated record. Bases 1 to 1035 code for a protein of 344 amino acids.